Lathyrus oleraceus (garden pea) is the source of this 2116-nucleotide messenger RNA. RefSeq lists its product as uncharacterized. Gene Ontology annotation, cellular component: nucleus. The coding region runs from base 122 to 1684 and encodes 520 amino acids. The transcript is spliced from 9 exons. Lineage: Eukaryota; Viridiplantae; Streptophyta; Magnoliopsida; Fabales; Fabaceae. The record is from RefSeq and is a predicted model, not a curated record.
GGACUAGACUCUGCAGCGCAGACCCGAAACCGUACCCUAAUAUUAAUAACACACUGCACCGAUUAACAAGACUAAAUAAAUAAUAAAAAAUAAAUUGGAAGUUGCGAAGAGAAGCAUAACCAUGGCAGAAGACAAACAAAUCGAGAAGAAGAAGGACGACGUCGACGUUCAGUCUCAGAUUCAAACUGCCAUUCGCUCUCGCGCCUCUCACUUCAAACAACAAGCCGAUUCUUUGACAUACGAAGGUGUUCGUAGAUUGCUCGAGAAAGACUUGGCUUUUGAAGAGUUUUCCUUGGAUUCUCAUAAGAGAUUUAUCAAGCAGUGUUUGGAAAAGUGCGUAGAAGAGGCGGGUGAUGAUGUAGAAGAGGCUGGUGAUGAUGAUGCCCCAAAGGUGUCGGGGGAGGAAGGGGAGAAAGGUGAAAGUGCGCAAGAAGAGAUGGAAGGACAAAAGGAGGAACUUCAAUCUAAAGAGGAAAAGGAUGUUCUUGAUGACGACGAGAAAAUGGAGGAUUCUCCUGUAUUAGGUCUGCUUAAAGAACAAAAGAGAGUUAAACAAGAGUCUAAGAAAGAAGAAGGCAAUGGAAAAAAAGUAGUUCCCAACGAGGCUCUAAUUAAGAAAGCUAUUAGAAAAAGAUCUUCAUACCUCAAGGAUAAUGCAGAGAAAAUCACUAUGGGCGGUCUUCGCCGACUGUUGGAGGAAGAUCUUAAACUUGAUGAAUUUUCUCUGGAUCCCUUUAAGAAGUUUAUAAGGCAGCAGCUUGACGAGGUAUUAUCGUCUUCUGAAGUUGUGGAACCUGCAAAAAGUGCUAAGAAAGUUGUUAAGAAGAGACCUGAUUCCAAAGCAACAAAAAAGGCCAGUACUGAAGGGAACUCUGAUAAUUCAGAAGAAAUGAGUGAAAAGGAAGAGGAUGAGGAAGAUGAAGUCAAACCUAGAAGAAAAAGUGUUCCAAAAGGGAAGACACAGACUCCUGUUGGACCCAAAAAGCGUAAAGGAGAUGAGACCAAUCUUCCCAGCAAGAAAAAGGCCAAGCCUGCUAAAUCAGCCUCAGAAGUCAAUAGUGAUGCAGAAGAUGAUGGAAAAAACUCCGAAGAUGAUGGAAAAAACUCCGACGAUGAUCAGUCCCAUUCAUCAGCAGAGAAUACUACCAAGAAGAAACAGGUUGCAGCUCCUGUGUACAGUAAACGCGUGGAGCACUUGAAAUCUGUUAUUAAAGCAUGUGGGAUGAGCGUUCCUCCUGUUAUAUAUAAAAAAGUCAAGCAGGUGCCUGACAACAAACGGGAAGAACAACUGAUUAAAGAGUUGGAGGAAAUACUAUCUAGAGAAGGCUUGUCUUCAAAUCCAUCUGAAAAGGAAAUCAAAGAAGUGAAUAGGAAGAAGGCAAGAGCCAAGGAGCUUGAGGGUAUUGAUACGAGUAAUAUUGUGUCGAGUACACGUAGAAGGGCAACAAUUAGUUUUGCGCCUCCUCCACCCCCAAAGCCCAAGACUCCUGUGGAAUCUAGUGGCAAAGAUACCAAAGUUAGUGAUGACGACAAUGAUGAUGGAGGCAAGGAUAAUGAAGAGGGUGAAGAAGGUGAAGAAGGUGAUGAAGAUGAAGAAGAUGAAGAAGAGGAAGAAGAGGAGGAUAGCAGUGAUGAUGGAAGUGAGAGUGAAGACUUUAAUGUUGAUGAAGAGGACAGUGACUGAACUCGGGCAGAUUCUGCAAUUAUUAGAAGGUGAAUUCUUGACAGUUAAUUAGGAAGUGGUGGUGUAUAAUGUUAUGUAUCUUAGUGUGUUUCUUUAUAUUUUUACCCUGUUCUCCAAAUUUUUGAGUGUCAGAUAGCCAGUUCUUCUUGCUAGUUGCUAGUUGCAGAAACAUUGACUAGUUUCCUCUUGGUCUAUGAAUAGGAAAACUUAAAGACCGAGACACUUGGGUUUAAAGUUUGUAAUUUUUGUCCCCUUUUAAGUUCUAAGUAAACGCUUUUGCAGUGAGAGCGCCUCGUUUCAAUAGUAAGUAGCAGUGUGAUCAACAGUGAUGGAAAACUCCAGCAUCUGUUGAAAUUUAGACACAUUUAACAUGUAUUUAAUUUGCUUAGAACUCUACUGAAUACUAAACUUGUGAUGGAGUUGAUUUAUUAA